AUGGAGGAGAAGCGCCACGAGCGCCUGGCCAAGCGCCUCGCCGGCCGCAGGGGUAACAGCUUGCGCCCCCUCGCGCCCAACCUUGUCCCGGGCGUCAACCUCACCGGCCUGGGAGACUUCAUCUCCGGGAAUGACAACGGCGACGACAGCAACACUAAGCAGACUGUCUACUCUAGCAACUGGGCUGGCGCGGUCAUCAUCAGCAGCGGCAUUACUGAGGUCACGGGUACUUUCACCGUGCCGAGUGUGAGCGAGCCGGCUGGCGGUAGCGAUUCCACAGAGUAUGGUGCGAGUGCGUGGGUGGGUAUUGAUGGUGAUACCUGCGGUGCUGCCAUCCUCCAAACUGGCGUAGAGUGCCUCGUAGAGGGUACUGAGACCGCCUACUCCGCAUGGUACGAGUGGUACCCGGACUAUAGCUACACCUUCACCGACUUCGACGUUGCGCCCGGCAAUGUCAUCCGCGCCACUGUCCAGGCCACCUCGACCACGAGCGGCGUUGCGACCCUUGAGAAUCAGUCCACCGGCCAGAGUGUGUCGCACACAUUCAGCGAUGAAAGCAGCACCGGUACCCUUUGCGAGACGAAUGCUGAGUGGAUUGUGGAGGACUUCCAAAUCGGCUCUUCUCUCGUUCCCUUCGCCAACUUCGGCAGCGUCACCUUCACGGGCGCUUCCUACCAGUCCAACGGCGCUUCGCACGGCGUUACAGGCGCUACUAUCUUUGACGUCCAGCAGAACGGCCAGACGCAGACGGAUUGCGGUACUUCGGGUGAUUCGGAGGUUUACUGCAACUAUGAGGGAUAA
Messenger RNA from Baudoinia panamericana UAMH 10762, 801 nucleotides. RefSeq lists its product as uncharacterized. The coding region runs from base 1 to 801 and encodes 266 amino acids. The transcript has 3 exons. NCBI's taxonomy places the organism in Eukaryota, Fungi, Ascomycota, Dothideomycetes, Mycosphaerellales, Teratosphaeriaceae. Gene Ontology annotation, molecular function: glutamic-type endopeptidase activity. Gene Ontology annotation, biological process: proteolysis. The record is from RefSeq and is a predicted model, not a curated record.